Molecule: messenger RNA, 1312 nt
Organism: Lutzomyia longipalpis
Lineage: Eukaryota; Metazoa; Arthropoda; Insecta; Diptera; Psychodidae
Gene: sau
Product: Golgi phosphoprotein 3 homolog sauron
Exons: 4
Coding region: 1-876 (291 amino acids)
Biological process (GO): Golgi organization; Golgi to plasma membrane protein transport; Golgi vesicle budding
Cellular component (GO): trans-Golgi network; cytosol; Golgi cisterna
Molecular function (GO): phosphatidylinositol-4-phosphate binding
Source: RefSeq, a predicted model, not a curated record
AUGAAUCGUAGCGAGGGGCUCGUUCGACGUGUAAAAAAUCGCAGUGAAAAUUCAGGAACUUCCGAGCAGGGCGCAGCCAAUUCGUCGUCACACAGCAAUGAGGAUGAGCUGAACGACAAUGAGGAUGAUGUGGAUUGUGAUUCCAAGGAGACGAGAUUAACACUCAUGGAGGAAGUCCUCUUGCUCGGACUCAAAGACAAAGAGGGCUACACAUCAUUCUGGAAUGAUUGUAUUUCGAGUGGCCUACGGGGGUGUAUCCUCAUUGAGCUGGGUAUCCGUGGACGUGUGGAGUUGGAACGCGCUGGAAUGCGUCGGAAGGGGCUCUGCUCGCGGAAACUCUGCCUGAAGUCCGACACACCCACGGGGGAUGUGCUCCUCGAUGAGGCACUGAAGCACAUCAAGGAAACAGACCCACCGGAAACGGUGCAAAGUUGGAUUGAGUACCUCAGCGGUGAAACGUGGAAUCCGCUAAAGUUGAGGUAUCAACUCAAAAAUGUACGAGAGCGUCUUGCGAAGAAUUUGGUGGAGAAGGGUGUCCUCACCACGGAAAAGCAAAACUUCCUCCUCUUUGACAUGACCACGCAUCCGCUCAGUGAUAAUGUUAUUAAAUGCAGACUCGUAAAGAAGAUUCAAGAUGCAGUUCUUUCAAAGUGGGUCAAUGAUCCACAACGCAUGGACAAGAGGAUGCUUUCUCUCAUCUAUUUGGCACAAGCCAGUGAUGUCCUGGAGAAUGCCUUCUCGCCACUCAACGACGAUGACUACGAAGUGGCCAUGAGGCGCGUCCGGGAGUUGCUGGAUUUGGAUUUUGAGGCGGAAGCCGCCAAAGCGAACGCCAACGAAGUGAUUUGGGCAGUUUUUGCAGCAUUCACGAAAUAAUACACGGAGUUUCAUUUGCACGUUGAACGGAAGACAAACACAGAGUAAAACAACACAAAAUGCCAGCAUAAUUUAUAAUAGAAUGGAGGAAUUCUCUGUGAAGCGUUUGGAGGAAACUUUCCGAGGGGAUGAUGUGCGGUAGAUUCCGCUGGAGGAGUGUUACUAGAAUAUAUGUAUACAUUUAUUAAAUUUAAAUCAAUACUAUCAAUCUACUUACAUGCGAGAAAUCAUCUCAAAUUCCCUUUUUAUCUGGUCUCUUGUAUACUAAAAAAAACAAAAAAUCCAUCAUCAGAAAGAUAUUCUUUUUUUUCUUUUUUAGUUUUGAGCCAAGUUAAAAGAGUAUUUCUUGUGGGCAGAAUAAGCAAGUUUUAUUUUUAAAAACAGAAUUUAUAUUAUACAUAGUUUAGUGACAUUUUCAAUAAAAAAUCUCACGAAA